GUAGCGUAGAGAGAGAUGAGGGAGAGGAGAGACAAAGGAGGGAACAGGGAAGGGCAGAGAGAAGGAUGGAAUCAAGGAGAGUGUCACAGGCCAGGUGCUGUUCUAUAUAAGCUCCUUCCCUUUCCACCUGACAGAUUCUCCUAUUCUACACACAGGAUCACCAUCACCCUCAGACACCAUGGCACAGCCCACAUCUCUGGAAGCCUCCCUGGGAGCCAUCAUCAUGGCAUUCCACAAGCAUGCUGGGAGUGGAGAUGCCAAGACCCUCAACAAAAAAGAGCUAACCAACCUCAUCAAGGCAGAGCUGCCCAACAUCGCUGGGAAGGGUGGUCCUGAAGUGGAUGACCUGAUGACGAUGCUGGACCAGGAUGCUGACGGCUCCGUGGACUUCAAGGAGUACAUUUCCCUGAUUGGAUCCCUUGCCUACGCAUGCAACUGUGCCCUGUUGAGGAGUAUGUGAUUGGAUGUAAAGACCUGCCUGCUUCCAUCUGCUUUGUACAUUACAUUCUACAUUAAUAAAUGGCAGUUUCAUUUUAA
This is a messenger RNA of Oncorhynchus kisutch (coho salmon), 537 nucleotides long. RefSeq names its product protein S100-A1-like. NCBI's taxonomy places the organism in Eukaryota, Metazoa, Chordata, Actinopteri, Salmoniformes, Salmonidae. The transcript has 3 exons. Gene Ontology annotation, molecular function: transition metal ion binding; calcium ion binding. The coding region runs from base 179 to 460 and encodes 93 amino acids. The record is from RefSeq and is a predicted model, not a curated record.